Molecule: messenger RNA, 1333 nt
Organism: Argentina anserina (silverweed cinquefoil)
Lineage: Eukaryota; Viridiplantae; Streptophyta; Magnoliopsida; Rosales; Rosaceae
Product: mitochondrial thiamine diphosphate carrier 2-like
Exons: 7
Coding region: 295-1290 (331 amino acids)
Biological process (GO): thiamine pyrophosphate transmembrane transport
Cellular component (GO): mitochondrial inner membrane
Molecular function (GO): thiamine transmembrane transporter activity
Source: RefSeq, a predicted model, not a curated record
AGAAAAAUCGUGUAAGUUGUGGAAACAAAAAAAGAGAGGCAAAUACUCCGUCACCCAAAUCCGCCUCUAUAAUAUCCAAUAAGGCGGCAAAACAAUGACGGCGACUCUCCCCAUUUCCACUUUUGCCCCUCUCUACCGCCCUCUCCCAACUUUCCCCUUUCUCUCUGCAACCCUAAAAUCCCUCCCCCUCAGAUUUCGUCACUGAUUACGUCAAUUUCUGAUACCCUCUCUUGUCUGAAUGCGGCUCCUUGUCAUAGGUCGAAUACCCUAGCUGUUUCCGCCGCUGGGGGGUAAAUGGAAGAGCCCGGCCAGCUCAAGCGGGCCGUCAUUGACGCCACCGCCGGGUUAGUCGCCGGCGGGAUCUCCCGGACCGUCACCUCGCCGCUCGACGUCAUCAAGAUUCGAUUCCAGGUUCAGCUGGAGCCGACAUCUACAUGGGCUUUGGUGCGUCGGAAUUUGACCGGGCCGUCGAAAUAUACCGGGAUGUUUCAGGCCACGAGGGAUAUUUUGCGAGAGGAAGGCUUGCCGGGGUUCUGGCGAGGCAAUGUUCCAGCUCUACUUAUGGUUAUGCCGUAUACCGCGAUUCAGUUUACUGUACUGCACAAAUUGAAGACAUUUGCGGCCGGUUCUUCCAAGACAGAGGAUCAUGUUCAUUUAAGUCCUUAUUUGUCCUACGUCAGUGGAGCGGUAGCAGGUUGUGCAGCUACUGUUGGGUCAUAUCCAUUUGAUCUUCUUAGGACCUUGCUAGCUUCACAGGGGGAACCUAAGGUGUAUCCAACUAUGAGGGCUGCAUUUGUCGAUAUAGUUAAAACACGUGGAUUUCGAGGAUUGUAUGCUGGACUGUCACCAACACUGGUAGAGAUUGUUCCCUAUGCAGGCUUGCAAUUUGGUACCUAUGACACAUUUAAGCGCUGGACCAUGAUGUUGAACCAGUUUAGAUCGUCUAGUGCAAACUUAUACGGUACGGAGAAUAGUCUCACAAGCUUUCAGCUUUUCCUCUGUGGUCUGGCUUCCGGGACCUGUGCCAAACUUGUCUGUCAUCCACUUGAUGUGGUCAAGAAGAGAUUCCAGAUUGAAGGACUACAAAGGCACCCGAGAUAUGGAGCACGAGUCGAGCACCAUGCUUACAGCAAUAUGGUUGAUGCGUUGCGACGAAUAAUGCAUAAAGAAGGCUGGGCUGGUCUUUAUAAGGGAAUAGUCCCAUCAACGGUCAAAGCUGCUCCUGCUGGUGCAGUGACAUUUGUGGCUUAUGAAUAUACAUCAGACUGGUUAGAGUCUAGAUUAACUUGAUUCUAACCACGCUCUACUCAGCAAAUAUUAAUUUUGGAUCAUU